CUUUAAAUAGCAGCUGUUUAAAAGCUCCUCUCCAUUCUCCUGUCUGCUGUGCAGCUCGCAGUCUCUCCUUCAGCACAGCAGUUCAACCUCUACUCACUCACACAUUUUCUUCAAUUAACAACAACCCCCACAAAACAUCCGCCUAAUGUCGGCCGCCAGCACCGAGACUAGCGCCCCGCUGCCCAGCGCCGCCAGCCGCGUCUUCUUCCAAGGCGCGCCCGGAGUUGGCUGCGUUGGCUCCGGACCCAUCACCAGCGACGACCCGGUGCAGAAGAAACAGGGCAAAGUGACGGUCAAGUACGACAGGAAAGAGCUGCGGAAAAGACUCGUCCUGGAGGAGUGGAUCAUCGAGCAGCUCAGCGAGUUGUAUGACUGUGAGGAGGAAGAGAUGCCAGAGGUAGAGAUAGACAUAGAUGACUUGUUGGAGGUUAACAGUGACGACGAGAGAGCCAGCAAACUACAGGAAUCAUUAAUAGACUGCUACAAACCAACAGAGAUCUUUGUCCGUGAGUUGCUGGGCAGGAUAAGGGGAAUGCGAAAACUCAGUGCGCCAACUAAGAAGGGCCUAUAAUGGCUGUGAUGUCAACCAUCAAUCAACCAUAAACUACGUCAUCUCAGCUCCACCUACUAUAACCCACUCAACAUGGACUGUCAUCACACGGAAUAACUUAUCUAAACAUAACAGUAACUGUUCUGCGACUUUACAAACAGGCACAUAAACUCCAUGCCACAUAUAGCACUAGUCAUUCAUUUCACAAUCAUGUAGAAUUACAAGGUGUAUUAUUAUAUUUGACUGUUGAAAGGUACGUAAGCAAAACAGAGCCAACAUGGUUAAAAUAGCAUACAACCACAAUAAAAAUGUCAAGCCCUGGAACAUGCCAGAACUGCAACAUGAAUACCACCCAAUUCCACAUUUCAGAGCCAUGUUACAAGCGGACGCUGUAAUAAAAAAACAGCCAUACAGACUAAAACACCAACAAAAAGGGAAAAAAAAAAAGUUUGUACUGCAGUAGGUGUGAAAUUAGCUGUAGCACUAUGUAAACACAGUGCUUCAUGAUUUUGUCCUUUUUUUACUGAGGUGUUUUGCUGUUACUUCUUUUACAAAAUGUACUGUACGUUGCCAUUUAUUGUUCAUGUGAUUGAAAUGUGGUCUUCAACAGUUUUUGUCCUACUUUAAAGUCACCCCCCCUUACUCCGUCAGUGCUUGCAAACGUAAGGGAGUAGUUUUAUUUUAAGCACAAGGCGUUAAUGCAUCAAUUCUGUCCUUUUGUGAUGUGUAAAACUCUGGAAAGAGUGGGGAACGUUUUAGCGAGCAAGGCUAAAAUAGUGUGUGUGCUUUUUACCCACUGUUCUAGUGUACUUUUCACCACAGCAAGGCAUGAUGGGUGUUGCAGUUCUCUGUGCGAGACUGCAAAACCUGUAUGAUUGGCGGCCUUUCACUUAUAUAACGUCACGCUGUGUUGUCCCUCAUUAGAAUACAUAUCAGUUGGUCGUUUAGGUUCAAGCACAAAAGCCCAUACAUCGUUUCUCACACUCUGGUUCACUUAACUCUGCUAACUUGCCUCUCUAAUAGUGGUUGUUGUUGCCUUUAAAGGACAUUCAGGAUCAGUUCUUUUUUCUCAGCACUGAACCUUAACUACUGACAACCUUAAAAGGCAAAUAUGGUUGAGUCAGAACCUGAGGACAACUUGAAACUUUGACACUGAAACCUGUCAGGUCCUGUAAGGGAAGGUGUGCCAAAACUGGGAGUAUUACAUCUUAAAUGUCAUGCGUCACGGCGGUAUUGGUGUGGCACGGCAUUUCCACAGUUUAAGUUUGUGAAACAUCGUCGAGUGGGCGCAGAAUUUUUUAGAUGUUUCCAGGUGUGCUGUAAUCCCAGGUUUAGGAGGUGGAUUUAGUUAUUUAUAGUUGUGCACCAACACACUCAAACACCUGUAAGCUCUGGUACAAUCAUGACUCUGUUAUGGGGUUGGGCCCGGUUUCACUUCCGAGCAGUCAAAUUGUGUACCGACCGGAAUGGAGCAGACCUAAAUCUGCCAUAUGAUAUAAUACCGUUCAGUUGCCAAAGACAAAAGCAGGGCAAUGUUUCAUUUUAACAUAACACUUGCAAAGCACCCGUCUUGCAUGCUAUAACAACAGAGAAAAAAACACUGAUAAAAGAAUAUAGAUAUUAUGAACUUAUAAUCAAGCAAAAAAUACUUUUUUGACUUAGCUACCAUGUCUGACUUUGUAGAACUUUUUGUGUUGAAAACAACGUGACGGUCACGUUGGAGAGAAUCCAGGAAAGAUUUUAAAAAUGGUGCUGUUUUUGAUGUUCUUCCCAGGUUUUGGUUGUAUAAAAACACAUUUUCAGUGUCGAUUGAUGCCAGAGAAAUGUGUCUGGAAGAAAUGUGUCUGUCUUUAUUGAUGAGGUGCAUACAGUCUAAAGUGGCGUCCUCUUUGCAUUUCCUUUCCUCAAUCUGGAUGGGUGUCACCACAUUCAGCUAGCAAUAGUUGAUAUGUUUGAAAAAAAGAUUUUCUGGAUCAGUGAAUUUGAAGUAUAAGUUGAAGAAGAAGCCAUUAUAUAGGCAACUGGGAUGCAUCCAGGACUCAUGUCGAGGUACUCCAUAUAGGAUUUUUCUGUCGAGAAACAGUUCAGGGGCAAUAGGCUGAUAUUUUAUAAUUUAUGGGAUUUCAUGUGGAGAGUAUUUUGAAAGUGUCCAUACUAGAAAGCUUUACGUUUGCAUGUCUUUUUAAAAUCGCAUGUCGAGGGGGAACAUUUUGUUGGCCCAAAGGUUUUUAUUUCACAAAAAUAAAACACUUUCCUUUUUAUACCUUUAUUAUUAUUAUUAUUAUUAUUAUUAUUAAGACUAAAAUAUUCAGUUUUUCAGCUGCAGUUUUGUUCUUCUGUACAUCCACAAUAAGCGUUCUUGUUUUUAAAAUGUAAUGUGGUGUGUGGUUUGUUUUUGCUGAUAAUAAAAAUGCAGAAGGACUCUGUACUGUUUAAACAGA
Sebastes umbrosus (honeycomb rockfish) is the source of this 2991-nucleotide messenger RNA. It is a transcript of the gene ppp1r14c, whose product is annotated as protein phosphatase 1, regulatory (inhibitor) subunit 14C. Gene Ontology annotation, cellular component: cytoplasm. NCBI's taxonomy places the organism in Eukaryota, Metazoa, Chordata, Actinopteri, Perciformes, Sebastidae. The record is from RefSeq and is a predicted model, not a curated record. The transcript is spliced from 4 exons. Gene Ontology annotation, molecular function: protein serine/threonine phosphatase inhibitor activity. Bases 146 to 571 code for a protein of 141 amino acids. Gene Ontology annotation, biological process: regulation of phosphorylation.